Aspergillus piperis CBS 112811 is the source of this 7729-nucleotide messenger RNA. Its product is annotated as type I polyketide synthase. The coding region runs from base 1 to 7680 and encodes 2559 amino acids. Gene Ontology annotation, biological process: secondary metabolite biosynthetic process; fatty acid biosynthetic process. NCBI's taxonomy places the organism in Eukaryota, Fungi, Ascomycota, Eurotiomycetes, Eurotiales, Aspergillaceae. Gene Ontology annotation, molecular function: fatty acid synthase activity; phosphopantetheine binding; 3-oxoacyl-[acyl-carrier-protein] synthase activity. The transcript has 14 exons. The record is from RefSeq and is a predicted model, not a curated record.
AUGACAGGACAACACUUGGAACCCUUGGCGGUCGUUGGGAUCGCUCUCCGCUUCCCCGGGGAGGCCGUCUCUCCUGAAAGCUUCUGGAAUCUGAUCCUCAGUGGCAGGGCCGCUGCAAAAGAUAUCCCUUCAUAUCGAUAUAACAUUGACGCCUGGUUCCAUCCAGACUAUGCCCAAACAGACAGACUGUCUCAAAGACAAGCCUAUUUCAUGGAGGGUGAUAUAAGCCGGUUUGACGCCGGGUUUUUCUCGAUCUCUGCGGCGGAGGCCGAGGCGAUGGACCCACAGCAUCGAUUAGCCCUCGAGACGGCAUACCACGCCCUGGAAGAUGCAGGAUAUUCUAUAGAAUCCGUCUCCGGCUCCAAGAUGGCCGUGUAUACCGGCACUUUCGGUCACGACUAUCAGCGUCUCCAGGCAAAAGAUCUGAUGACUAUACCGAAAGGCCAUGCCACGGGAACAGGUGCAAAUAUGUUGCCAAACCGCAUCAGUUGGUUUUAUGACCUCAAAGGACCCAGCUCACAUGUUGAUACUGCAUGUUCAAGUAGCUUGAUGGCGCUGCACCUUGCCUGCCAGUCCAUCUGGAAUGGGGAAUCCUCUAUGGGAAUGGCAAUGGGAUUCAAUGCUAUUCUUGGACUGGAUACUGUCUUAGCUAUGGACAAUCUUGGCAUUCUAUCCAAGGAUGGCCGGUCAUUCAGCUUUGAUGAACGAGGUAACGGAUACGGUCGCGGAGAAGGAGCAGGUGCUCUGAUAGUCCGCCCACUACGUGACGCAAUUGAAAACGGUGAUAGUAUCAGGGCCGUCAUACGUUCAACUGGGUCCAAUCAAGACGGAAAGACGCCAGCCAUUACGCAGCCAAGUAUGGAAAGACAAGAAGAACUAUACCGCGAAACCUAUCAGAAGGCUGGCCUGGGCUUAGAUGUCACCCGUUAUGUAGAGGGCCAUGGAACCGGUACUGCUGUCGGUGAUCCCAUUGAAGCUCGAGCCAUAGGCAACACCUUUCGUGCUUAUCGCAGCUCUGAUGACCCAGUGUACCUAGGAUCCGUUAAAUCGACUAUCGGCCAUCUGGAAGGUGCAAGCGGGGUUGCCGGAGUUAUCAAGGCCAUUUUGGCAGUUGAAAAGGGUAUUAUACCACCAAACACAGACCUCCAGACUCUAAAUCCGCGAAUUGAUGAAGAAUUCUUGCACAUCAAGGUUCCUAGAAAGGCUAUCCCGUGGCCUAUCACAGGCGUACGGAGGGCAUCUGUUAGCUCUUUUGGCUUUGGAGGCACCAACGUGCACGUCGUCUUAGACAAUGCGCCAAGUCAGGCGAGAACCCACUCAAACAAGUCUGGCUGUAAAGAGAGAAAGCCUUCCAGUGCCGCAAGGCUACUAGUUUGGUCAGCCUCCGAUAAAGAUGGCAUCACACGUAUUCAGGAUACCUGGGAGCCCUUCUUCGCUGAUAUCCAGACCACCUCGAAGGAACGCUCCCACUACCUGGACUGUUUGUCACACACCCUGUCGAGCAGGAGGUCGUGGCUUGAAUGGCGGGCGUACGCUGUUGCUGAGCCUGAUUCCGACUGGACUACCAUUCCAGGUAGAAUGGUGUGUCCAGGACAGUGCAUCACAUCACCAAACCUUGCUUACAUAUUCUCCGGGCAAGGCGCUCAAUGGUAUGCAAUGGGAAGGGAGCUUUUGGACGCAUAUCCAACCUUCUUCAACAGCAUGCACGAGGCGAACGCCUACCUCCAAACCCUCGGAUGCCAGUGGGAUCUGCUAGAUGCCCUUCAAAUGAGCGAGUCCGAAUCUUCUGUCAACCUAACUGACCGCAGUCAAACUCUAUGCACGGCAUUGCAGAUUGCCCUGGUUGACCUCCUUAAACAAUUUGGAAUCACUCCCAAGAAGGUAGUGGGUCAUUCAUCAGGCGAAAUCGCUGCUGCGUACUCUACACAUGCAAUUUCCCGCCGUGAAGCAUGGAGGAUUGCUUUCUACCGAGGGCUCUGGAGCAGUAAGCUUGAGACACACAGCUUCGUUCGCGGAUCCAUGCUUGCUGUUGCGCUGAGCCAAAAGGACAUACUGGCAUACCUGAAUACGGUCAGUCAAGAUCAUGCUCUCCUUCGGCUCACGGUCGCCUGUAUCAACAGCCCUAAUAGCAUUACGGUCUCUGGAGACGAAGCGCAGAUCCAGGACCUGAAGUCACUCCUGGAAGCCGAUCAAAUAUUCUGCAGGAGACUGAAAGUCAAGGUAGCCUACCACUCCUUCCAAAUGCAUGAGAUUGCAUCCCACUAUGAGUCUGCUAUUGGUGAGAUGAAUGACGAGUUGGAUGUUGUGCACGGUCAUCGCCCCUGCAUGGUGUCCACGGUCACGGCCGACUGGAUCACACCUGAUGUGUUGCGUACACCACACUACUGGGCACGAAAUUUGGUAUCGCCAGUGCGUUUCUCCGAAGCUUUGGCUGUGGCGUGUAGUUCCACGGCUUCACCUCCGGAGAAGCUGGACGGCAGCCAUUACAAGUCUCUGGAAAUUCAUCACGUGGUGGAGAUUGGACCACACUCGGUACUACAGGGGCCUACGAAGUCGAUACUUGCAGACAUGAAGCGUACUUCGGUACACUAUCUGUCUCUGCUUCAGCGAAACGUAUCGGCUACUUCAACCCUAUUAGACGCUGUGGGGUAUCUCUGGGCUGCUUGUUAUACCGUUGAUUUGGCAGCUGCAAACCAGGAAUUUCGCUAUGAAGCUAAAAAUCUGCCCUGCCUGAAGAAUCUGCCUAAAUACUCAUUCAAUCAUAGUAAGUCCUACUGGUUCGAGAGUCAAAUUAGUCGCAACAUCCGUCUGCCCCGGUUUGGCAAGCACGAGCUUCUUGGCACACAGGAUCCCUACUGGAAUCCCCAUCAACCCCGCUGGAGACACAUCAUCCGGGCAUCCACCAUUCCCUGGAUUCAGGACCACCAGAUUCAAGGUACAAUCUUGUAUCCCGGGGCAGGCAUGAUUUUGAUGGCAGUAGAAGCCGGGAAGCAAAUGUGCCGUGAUGAACGUCAUGUUCUAGCUUUAGACGUUCUAGAUACAAAUUUGCAUGCAGCUAUUCGUGUCCCAGAACACGGUGAUGUGGAAGCUAGCUUUUCAAUGAACCCGGUGAGUAGCUUGAAGGGAAAAGACUCGGACUUCUUCAACUUUCGCCUUGAUUCUGCCCUCGGCUCAUCCUGGACGACAAAUUGCACUGGGUCCAUACGUAUCAUAUAUGAACCGCAGGAGGCCGACCCUGUUACUAACGACCAGGUCGGCAUGAUCGACACGCAUUAUCGAGAUUCUCUUCUACAAGCACAGCAGGACUGUGGUACACAUACGGAUAUCAAAUCCAUUUAUGACAAAUUGAAGCAGUGCGGGUACUCUUAUGGCGAAAGCUUCCAGGGAAUCACUGCUCUCUCUCUUAGUCCACAUGAUGCUAGUACGGUUGUGGGUGACAUCCAUCAUCGCCUAAUCACACCUGAAUCGACCCUUCACCCUACGGCUCUAGACGCCAUGUUUCAAAUGCUACUCUGUGCUAGAACAGCCUGCGAAACUAAGGCUAUGCCCACCUAUGUUCCGACACAUAUCAAACGGCUACGAGUACUCAGGGAUGGCCUACCCAUGUCAUCAGAGUCAUUCAAAGUCCUGGCGCGGGGGACCUUUGAUUCUACGACAGAUGUCUUCGGGUCAAUCACUGCAUUUGGGCCUCAUCUCCAGCAACCUGUGGUUAUUGUGGAAGGACUGAAAUGUACAGCGGUCGGCGGAGUAUUGUCCAAUCGCGAGGAGGCCUCUGCGGGCGGGUCACUUUGCUCGCAAAUUGUAUGGAAACCGGAUAUUCGGCUUCUAGGCGAUACCGAAAUUGAACAGUAUUGCCGUAGGAAUGCCUCUCCUGCAGGUUCCAAAGAAACGAUGACCGACCUCAAUUUUGUGGUUCUUGCCCGUGUACUGGAGGGUUUGCGGGUGUUCUCGGAACAAAAGUGCCAGCCGGCGAAACCACACUUACAAAAGUAUAUCCAGUGGGCUGCUCUGCAAAAGCGUCGCCUGGAGCAUGGAGAGUUGCCCUACUCGUCUGAGCCCUGGAGAAGCCGACUGGUGGAUUGGAAGUACAUCCAUGACGUGGAGGGGCGUCUGCUGGCGGAGGCGCCGUUCUCCAAGCUUCUCAUAAACACUGGCCGCAACCUAUUAGAUUUCCUGACCGGUAGCCAGGAUCCCUUGGAGUUUUUCUUCACGGGCAACAUGGUUGACGAAUUUUAUGAAGCCGCAGUAAGGCCAACCACAUUCCGCUGUGCACCGAAAUUUGCUGACUUUGACUGUGGCCAGGUGGCUCAGACUAGCUUCGCGAAAGCCCUUCCAGAGUACAUGGAUCUCAUUGCUCAUACGAAUCCUGCAAUGAACAUCAUAGAGAUAGGUGCUGGGACUGGAGUGGCUACUCGAGCGUGUCUUAAAGCUUUGGGGGCUUCUGAGCACAACCCUGGCUCGAGGUUUGCCCGAUGGGUUUACACAGAUAUCUCCCGCUCCUUCUUCGGGAAGGCGGCCAGUGAAUUCGCACACGAGGGGUCUCGAAUGCAGUUUGAAAGGUUAGAUAUUGACACAGAUCCAGAACAACAAGGCUUCGAAGCGGGUGGGUAUGAUAUGGUCGUAGCUGCAUGGAUUGUCCAUGCGACUGCAAGUUUGGAACGAAGCUUGACCAAUAUCCGUAAGCUAUUGAAGCCUGGUGGGAAACUCGUCCUCGCCGAGGUGACAAACCCCUUCCACACUGCGGCAGCAUUCGGACUGCUUGAAGGAUGGUGGCUCAGCUCUGAAUCCUACCGUGUUCACGGACCUUGCGUUGACCGAGACGGCUGGCAUGAUCUAUUUCAGCGAACAGGAUUCUCCGGCUGUGAUGUGUACUUCCCAGACUUCGACGAAAAAACAGUCCAUGAGCAUGCGGUCCUGGUCUCUACCGCGGUGCAGGACAUUCCACCUAGUGCCUGGAAUCCUGGCAUCGAGAUAGUGUACGAACCAAGUGAGCCUAAGCAGCAGGCGCUCGCCAGCUUUCUUGAGGACAAAUGCCAGUCAUUCACUGAAUCUAGUGUGUGUUGUUUACCUUUGCAAAGCGUGUCUGUAGACACCGAAGAUGUUCUUCGGGUUUUCAUUCUUGACUUCGAGAAGCCGUUGUUAUAUAGCAUGGGGUCAGCUGUCUACGAAAAGCUCCGGAGCCUCCUUACCACCUCUACAACUACAGUUUGGGUAACAGCAUCGACUGAGCUCCCUGCGCCUGAUCCAAAGCUCCAUCUCAUUGACGGCUUAUUUCGUGUCUUGUCCCAAGAGGACGGGAAGCAGCAUCGUUAUAUAUUGUCCCUUGAAGGAUCUACAAGGCAAGCAUCGAUCGCAGUCAUGAUCCAGAAUAUCCUGCAGCCACCCCUACAGGGACUGGACACGGAGUAUGUCGUGCGAGACGGAAGAUUCCUAAAUCCGCGGGUCUUCGACUGCGCGCCCCUUGAACAGGCAGUUUCAAUGCAAACAGCAGGCGAAAUAGAGUGUGAGCAACGAUUCGGACAGGCUGAAUUGCACUUGGACUCGUCACACUCAAACAUUUCCGAAGGCUUUCGAUUCAUAGAGGCAGAGUCGAUCGACUGCUUGGGUGACAUGGAUGUUGAGCUUGAAAUUCACGCGUGCGGAUUGAAUUUCCGCGACGUCCUCACAUCAUUAGGCCAGAUACCCAACGCAGUGGCUUGGAAGGAAUGUGCUGGGGUAGUCACCAAGGUUGGAAGCAAAUGUACGAAGUUCAAGCCAGGUGAUCGAAUCGCUGGGAUUGCGCCUGCAUCUUUCCAGGCCCGAACCAGAUUUCCGGAGGACACACCCACACCAAUGGUUCACAUCCCAUCUGGGAUGGAUUUGGCCGCAGCCUCGGGAAUCGCAACAAACUUUUUGACAGCCUGGUACUCACUCAAAGAUGUGGCUCGCAUUCAACCUGGGGAGUCAGUCUUGAUUCACUCUGGGGCUGGUGGUACAGGGCAAGCUCUCAUUCAACUGGCAGUACACUGUGGGGCAGAAGUAUAUACCACCGUUGGAACGGAAGAGAAAAAGAGGUUUAUUAUGCAAAAAUACCCCAUCCCCGAAGACCACAUUUUUUCUAGUCGAUCAACUAAUUUUGCACCCGCGAUCAUGCACAUGACCAACGGAAAAGGUGUCGACGUGGUGGUGAACUCUCUGUCAGGCGAGAAUUUAAUAAGAUCGUGGGAGUGCACUGCGCCGUACGGCCGGUUCGUUGAGCUAGGACUGAAAGAUAUUCUGCAAAAUGCUAAGCUACCCAUGGCACAAUUCCGAAACAACGUCACCUAUAGGUUUUUUGACUUGUCCCUGGUGCUGCGGGAUCGCCAAUUGCACGUCCGCGCUGCACUGGAGGCCGUAAUGCGCCUAAUGGGUGAGGGAAAACUUCAUCCCCAGGAACCAACGCUUGUAUACGGUGUUGGUGAACUGGAAAAGGCAUACCGACAUAUGCAGUCCGGGAAAAACCUUGGUAAGAUAGUGAUCGAAAUGCGACACGCCGAUAUCGUCAAGACCGUGAAAAAGUCAAGACCAAACACCUCCUUCGCGUCUAAUGCCACCUAUCUGAUUGCUGGUGGUUUGGGCGGCUUAGGCCAAAGUAUGAUCAAUUGGUUGGUUAGCCGAGGCGCUCGGAAUAUUCUCAUUUUGUCUCGCUCAGGAGGCAAAGACGCCGAGUCUCGCAAAUAUCUUGAUCAACUGAAAGCAGGUGGGCUUAACGUUCAAGUAUAUGCGUGCGACGUUGCGGAGGAGGGCGAAUUAAGCACAGCGCUGACCGACGCGGCGCAUCAUAUGCCUCCCAUCAGAGGUUGUAUACAAGCCGCUAUGGUAUUGCAAGAUGUUGGGUUCGAGAGUAUGAGCCACGAUGAUUGGCAAGCGGCCGUCAAGCCCAAAGCACAAGGGUCCUGGAACCUCCACAAGCUUCUCCCGCGUGGACUUGACUUUUUCCUCAUGCUCGCCUCGAUGAACGGGGUAGUUGGGCAUAUAGGCCAGGCAAACUAUGCCGCCGGGAACACAUUCCAGGAUGCGCUGGCCCAUCACCGCAAAAAAUGUGGAGAGAACGCCGCAACGCUUGACCUCGGGCUCUUCACUUUCGCUGGACGAGUCGCCCGUGACCCAAAACUCCUCAAGAUCAUGCUAAGCAUCCUUCCACACAAGCCUAUCACGGAAGCUGAAUUCCACGCACUUCUUGACGUAUACUGCAACCCAGUUGUCUGCAAGGAGAAGGGGCUACCUUGUCAAGUAUCGUUCGGAAUGCGUUCGCAAGAUGAAGGUGCAGCCCUCAAGGCCUACUGGGUUGGAAAGCCCAUGUUUCGGUAUAUAGCUCAGCAGCGGCUAUCGGAAGGACAGCGUGAGCGCCAGGGCCAGUCUAUUGAUCUUUCAGCUGCAUUCCGAGGGGCCGAAUCAUUGGCUGACGCAACCGCCGCGGUUAUAAAGGCCUUGACCACAAAGCUGGCACGGACAUUGUCCGUUGAAGAAGACAAUCUGAAUGAGCAUAAGGCUUUGCAUCAGUAUGGGGUUGACUCUUUGGUGGCUGUGGAACUACGGAAUUGGUUCGCCAAGGAGCUCCAGGCAGAAGUUGCUACGUUUGAUAUUAUUGGUCGCGCGACGAUUACUUCCUUAGCUGGGGUUGCUGCGAGUCGGAGUAAGCUGCCUCGGGGUUGGUCCUGAUUGAAUAUAUCUCGUCACCAACUUCGUCAUUAGCUAGGCUUGAACGAGG